CAUGCCUUAACCACCUUCAAAGCAUCCUAAUUACUUGCUGCUAUAAAGAAUUGAAACCAAAUUAACAUUUUCACGCUUACAAACGGAUCUCCUAUCUCACCAUUCAAACAUUUACCUAGUUCUUUGAUAUCAUGGCUGAAGCAGUUGUUUCCGGUGUCAUGCAGCAGUUGAUUUCGAUCAUUGAUCAAGAAACACAACAAGGGGUGAAACUGGUUUUUUGUGUCCACAAAGAAGUCAAAAAGCUUAGGAGCAAUCUUGAAGCAAUUGAAGUUGUGCUGGUUGAUGCAGAGGAUAGACAAGUGAAAGAGAAAAAUGUAAGACUUUGGCCAGAUCGGCUCAAACAAGCUUCCUACGACAUUGAAGAUGUGUUGGAUGAGUGGAACUACGCUAUUCUAAAACAAAAAGUAGAUGGUACCUUUCCUAAGAAGAAGUGGGAAGAGUGGGAUCACGAGAUUACUAGAAUUGGAGAAGAAGAAGAAGAAGUUAUUGCAAUCAUGUCAUCUCUGGUUUUCUUGAGAGUUCACUACUGCCCCAAAUUGAAGGCACUACCAAAACAACUUGUUCAAAGUACAAGAUUGGAAAAAAAUAUUUCUUUUUGUCCUCUGCUAGGCUAUCCUAGAUGGCGUCAAUAAGAGGUAAUUUUAUUUGCUUAUUUCUUUAAAAGAAAUAUAUUUGUGAUUGAAUAUUUAUUUAAAUAUUUAGUAAAUAAUGAAUGUCAUAUUAAAUUUAUUUCAUUGCUAAUUAUAAAUCAUCGGGUAAAGGAAAUUAUCA
Messenger RNA from Mangifera indica (mango), 771 nucleotides. RefSeq names its product putative disease resistance protein RGA3. The record is from RefSeq and is a predicted model, not a curated record. The transcript is spliced from 2 exons. The coding region runs from base 132 to 632 and encodes 166 amino acids. Lineage: Eukaryota; Viridiplantae; Streptophyta; Magnoliopsida; Sapindales; Anacardiaceae.